Molecule: messenger RNA, 4493 nt
Organism: Bombus huntii
Lineage: Eukaryota; Metazoa; Arthropoda; Insecta; Hymenoptera; Apidae
Product: germ cell nuclear acidic protein-like
Exons: 8
Coding region: 1435-4212 (925 amino acids)
Cellular component (GO): nucleus
Source: RefSeq, a predicted model, not a curated record
CAGCUUAACAAGGGAAAGUUAGUUUUUCUCACGUAUGAUGCAACUUUCCUCCCACUAACCACUUUCUCUCGAGGACGGUUAAGACCCUUCGUUUAACCAAUUAACAACGAAGCCUAUUUCCCUCACUCUCUUAACUAAAAUCGGCACCAACAAAUCCGAUGGUCCCGUGCGCUAGACACACCCAUCCUUAGCUUUCCUUUGCCACAGCAUCGUCUCCGAACAGUACUGAUUUUACAUUCUUCGAACAGUCAACAUCCUUUGACCGGGUAUACACACCCGUAGAUCAGCCACUCAUUCAUCUCGUACAUACGCACCAGCGUAACUGCCUUCGUUAUAAGUUGUUGGAAUAAACGGUGAAAUAUAACUUACUAGACUGUGUCAUAUUCAUUUAACCACCUCUGUUAUCUUAACCGAAACAGGGGAACGACUACUUCGCGGCGUCGAUUAACCGAAUCGUAGCGAGAAUUUACGCCUCUCGCUGACGCGUUUUCCUCGCGACCGCGUCUCUCCGCGAACGGUCGUAACAUUGUAUUUUUCUUUCGUUUUGGUUAACGGUUUGAGAAACGUCGCUGUUCUUCGUGCAAGGUUCACGAAUCAUUAAGGAGAAAAACGUGUAUUUCUUUAUUUUUGUUGGAACGUUCGAAAAAGUAAUUUCAUAUAUCACGGAAGAUAGAUUUUCUAUUGAUUGAUAAUUGUAAUAAUCAUGUAAAAAUUUUUGCAAUUUUCGAUCUGUUAAAUUUGGAAGAAAGUGACAUUAUAAAAAUAUAACAUUUUCUUUAGAAAAAUAGACAAGUAAAUAAAUCAUAAUAUAGAGUAAAAAGUGAUUAUAUUAUAUACAAAUUAUCUCACAUAAUAAUUUAUCGACAGUGUAAUGUUAUCAAUAUAGAUCCCAGUAACUUUCUAGUUCUUUUUUAAUGUAACUAGCUGCAUAUACUGAUUCCAAAUUUUAACGGUCUCGUUCGAAUAGUACUGGUCACUGGACUUCUAAGUUUGACUUUCAAAGUUAUUAUAACAUAAUUUAUACAAAAAUGCAACGUGAUUCCCUACAUUAUGGUGUAAUACAAGUUUUAAUGUAACUGUUUUAAUAUAACAUUUUCUUACUUUCGUCAUGUGCGUGUGAUGAUUUUAUUGUUUUGUAUUGUACUUGUUUUUGUUUACACACGUGCCCUUCAUUUAUAUAUGGGUGUAUUUUAAAUGAAAUAUGAAACGAUAGUAAAAUAUCUACUGGAGUCUGGAAUAUUAUUUUAAGAUUAUUUGUUAACAAAGCAUAACUAAUUAUGGUGAGUAAACAUAUUUUGUAAUGUUUAAACGUUAAAUAUAUUUCUUAAUGUGAUACUUCUUAUAAGCCCAUGUAUUAAUUUUAAUAGGGGAUGGAAUAUCUUAUGACGUAAAAUUUGAAAAAAACAGAAUAAGAAAUAUAUUAGAUAUGAUAAUAUGAAACUACAAUCUGAUAAAGAAAUGGAAGAAUCUCUUUGUAGCUCACAAAACUUUUAUUUGAAGUUGUCACAAGAUUCUACUAUAUCUCAUUCUCAAGAAGUAAAUGAUGAUGAAGAUAUAAUAGUAAUAAGUGAUUCUAGCUCUAAUUCAACUUGUUCUGUUUCUAAGUAUGCUUCUACAUCAAAAGUUGCAUCAAAUAAACAUAUUCCAACAGACAAUAAGAUUUAUAUUCUAGAUUCUUCAGAUUCUGAGUCUUCAGAGACUACAGAUAAAAAGUAUUUCAAAACAUGUAAGAUAAAUGAAAAAUUACAGUUUGUUAGUAAUUACAAAGAAAGAAAAGAUAUUGCAAAAGACAAUGAGAUAUUAUAUACAUCUGAUGAAUCUUCCAGUAUUGAGUAUAUCAAAGAAGAUAUACCUUCUAUAUCUUCUAAUAAAACUAGUAGCACUUAUGUCAGUUCUACUACAGAAAACAUUGUUAAAAGCAUGGCAGAUACAAAUGUCAAAUCUCAUAGGGAUACUAUUAAUAAUGAUGUUAAUAAUUCUAAGAAUAUUGGUAGUAUUGAUCGAUCAUUUAAAACUACAUCUGUUACAAAUAGGAACUGCAUUGAUUUUAAGAAGAAACUUUCACGAGAAGAUGCUAAAAAUAUUCUAAAAAAUAUAAAAUCUUCACGAUUAAUAUAUGAAUCACCAAAAAUUAGAAAAGAGAAAAAUGUUUCGCUGGAUAAGGAGAUAGAUGACAAUGUCAUACAUCCAGCUAUUUCACCAAAAAAUAAGUUAAAAGCAAACAAUAUAGUUAUCGAUGAAGAUACAAUAGAUUCUGAGACUGAUAUUAUUCAAGGCUCUCAGGUGAAUCUAACAAAUCCUUAUAAAACCCAUGUUAGUAAAUUUUUGAGUAAAACAUGUGCAAAAGAAAAUCAAGGGCCAACAUAUACUGAACUAUCAGAGAGGAAAAAAAAACAGAUUUCACAAUGGCUCAUGGCUAAUUCACAAAGUGAUUCCCAAAGUGAUAGUUCACCUGGUAUUGUGCCUCUUACUAAUACAAAUGAUAUAAGUUCUGGUAAUAGUAGUCUGGAAAGAUUAGAGAUGAAUUAUGAAACUCCAAAUAAUAGAGGAAGGAUACAUCAGAUUCCUGUAAGAGAAAGUAAAACUACAAAUCCAGAUUAUAAUAAAGCAUCUUACCAUACAGUACCACAUCAGAAUACAAUAAAUGAAUUUGUCCAAAGAACAAAACAUAAUGAUCUUGAGCUACCUACAUUAAAAAAAAGUCAUAUUGAUAAUAAUGUGUCAACUCCAACGAAUUCUACAAUGAAUGUACCACAAAACAUAGAUAUCAUGGAUUGUGCAGAUAUAUUAGAUAAAUUAUAUGGCAAAUCUUGGCGCAAUAAAGCUGAUGUAUUGUUUCCGAACUCUGAACCACGUAAACAAAUAAUUAAAACAAAAAAUAGAGCAGUUCAAACUGAUAGAAAGAUUACAAAGAGGGAAAGAUUUUACAUACCAGAUUCAGAUGACGAUUUUAACGCAUCUCUAAACGAUUUGAAAUUACGAAAUUCAUCAACAAAAAAGGAUGUGCGGAAAAAUACGAAGAGGAGAGAUAACUUUAUUAAAGAUGAAACAUCAUCAGAAAGUGGAUGUGAAAGUUUGUACUAUACUGCAUUGACGAAUCCAAGGGUAUCAAAAAAUAGUACACAAUCAAAACUGACAGCUCCAGCAAUUGCACGGCGAGUUCUUGCAAUAUGUGAUUCAGAUACUGAAGAUGAAGGUAAUAUACGCAAUGAUAAUCAAAUAUUUAACAUAAGAAGAAGAAAAUUGUCAUUUAGUAAUGAUGAAAGUGAAGGCUCGAGCACUAGUGAAUUUGAUCCUGGUGACGAUGUACCACCAAAAUCUACAAUUAAGAAAACUUCUACUAAAGCUAGACAGCAAUUAUUUAAAUUAAACAUUCAAAGUAAAUUAACUUCUGAUAAUUCAAAGUAUGAAAGAUGUACCAGCUUCCUGGCAUCUUUGGCUCAAAGUGUUUCUCUUGCUAAUGUACAUCCAGAUGCUAAGAAAUACAGAUUAGAUUAUAAAAAUAACAAAGAAGAUUUGUGCAAUUAUUUGUAUAAAUUAUAUAAUGAAAAAGUAUUUGAUAAUGAGUUACCAAAGGACAUGUCAAUGGAGUGGAAUGUUCGUAUGAGAGGAACUGCUGGUUUUUGUUAUAACAAAAAAUCAGUGAGAACACUUGGUGGUAUUGUAAGAUCUUCACGAAUAGUUUUGGCAACAAAGAUUUUAGAUACUCCAGACAGACUUAGAGAUACCUUAAUUCAUGAAAUGUGUCAUGCAGCUGCAUGGUUGAUAAAUGGGGUUUCUGAUGGACAUGGUCCAUUUUGGACAAAAUGGGCCAAUAAAGCUAUGAAAGUAUUUCCUGAACUACCUCCGAUAAGAAGGUGUCAUGAUUACGAAAUUAAAACAAAAUUUACAUAUAAAUGUGUAGGCUGUGGAUACAGUAUUGGUAGACAUUCCAAAUCUUUGGAUAUCGAAAAAAAACGAUGUGGUCAUUGCUAUGGAAAAUUCGAAUUAUUAUUAAACAAAACAACAAAAUCUGGGACUGUACAAAUGCAAACUCCGAAAAGAGAACUUUCGGCGUUUGCGCUUUAUGUUAAAGAAAACUAUAAUUCUGUAAAAAAAGAACGUAACAUAAAACAUGCUGAAGUGAUGAAAAUUUUAGGUCAGCAAUUUUCGGAAAUUAAGAUUGCAAAGAAACAAGAAAAUUUUGGAAAUAAUCCAAAUACUUCUAGUUAAAUAAGUGACCGAAAACAUAUUUAGCAUUUACGUAAAAUGCUUCUUAUAUUUUAUACAGACUGCGUAUUUUAUAAAACUUAAUCAUUCUUAUUUUAUGUGGACAUUUUAUGAUUGGCACAACUGACAUGUUUUACCAUUGCAGGCAUUGGAGUAUAAAUAGUAGAACGAAAUGUUUAUUAUACACAAGAUAGGGUUAUUAUAUUAUAGUAAACAUGAUCUUUAUAUCGAUGAAUUGUAUAGACGUGGUGACAACUUGUAAAAGCUGUUAGUGAAAGUUCUUA